This is a messenger RNA of Ctenocephalides felis (cat flea), 2515 nucleotides long. RefSeq names its product protein-glucosylgalactosylhydroxylysine glucosidase-like. Gene Ontology annotation, molecular function: catalytic activity. Lineage: Eukaryota; Metazoa; Arthropoda; Insecta; Siphonaptera; Pulicidae. The record is from RefSeq and is a predicted model, not a curated record. Gene Ontology annotation, biological process: carbohydrate metabolic process. The coding region runs from base 1 to 2505 and encodes 834 amino acids. The transcript has 15 exons.
AUGGCGACAUUAACCUCAAUCUUGUCGAUUUUAUUAUUCUGUUCGUGUCUUAAAUUUUGCCAUUUAUUUAAAAAUCAUCAUGGAGCAGAAUUGCAACAAAGUGUUAAUUUGGCUAGACAGGAGUACGUUCAGAGGAUGUGCGAUUUUUAUAAAGGAAAUACUGGGAAGAAAUUUGAAGAUUUAACAGGCAAAGAUUUGGAACAUGUUUUAAUUGACAGAGAACGCAAGUUGCUGUAUUGUUAUGUACCCAAGUCACCUCGCACCGCCCUCGUCCUAUUUUCAACCCAUCAUCAUCCCACUCUGGCUUCGCCUUCCUUGCCUUCGUCGUUGAUCGAAAGAAAACACAUGUUGCCACAACCGCCUCAACCGCAUGCCGUCGUCGUCGUCGUUGUGAUGCGAAACACGUCAACUUAUGCGAAUAAUACAUCCAUAAUACAUUACAACAGAGAGAAAAUACACAUUACAGAUGCAUUGACGACGAAGACGACGAUACACUAUACUACACAUCUGAUGAUGACCCAGAUGAUCGAUACGAAACGUCAGUCGGUCGGAGGAGACCCAGUAGCAUGUCUUGUUGCCAAAAAUGAACGCCUACUCCCAACUGUGGCCAAUGGCCAUUUGGGAUACACUUUGACCUCUGAUGCAAUUUAUAUGAACGGUUUGUAUAAUGGUGAAGGUGGUAGAAGUCAUAGGGCCAGAAUUAGGGCCCAUAUAAGGUGUGGGCCAUCAAUGGAAAAUUUUGGAGGAACUUUGGGGAGGAAGAGUUUGGGACAUUUUGAGUUGGAUUUAACAGGACAUUGCACAUCCCAAUGGAAUGCGAUCCAGGACCCACAAGUCAGGACAUACGUUUCGAUCCUACAAAAUCAGGCAUCUUCAACAACGGAAAAAACACGAACCGGCAUCUACAGGGAAUGCGGCGAGACUGCCUUAGCAGAGAACAAAACCUACCAAGAAAGUUUAACACCUGUUUGCGUGUACUGGGUGAAUGCCACGGAUGUUGAAAUCCAACCGCUGGAUGUCGUUGACGUCGUUUUGGUUCAGAGCAUGGAUAAUAAAAGAAAUAUUGCUGAGAAGGAGAUUUUGGAUGUUUUGAAUUUGGCGCCAGAAAAUUUACUAGACUCCCACAUCCAGGCUUGGCAAGAAACUUGGAACGAAGCUCGCAUCGAAAUCGAAGGCGAUUUAAAACUAGCUAAAAUAGUUUAUGGAAGCCUCUAUUACAUUUUGAGCUCACUGCCGUCCACCAGAACGAACCAGAAACCGAUGGAGUUUUAUGGGUUGAGCCCUGGAAGUUUGGCGAGAGGUAGCGAAGUUUUGGAUUAUGAAGGUCAUAAUUUCUGGGAUACAGAAAUUUGGAUGUUCCCAGUAAUUUUACUGCUGCGACCGGAUUUAGCUGAAAUUUUGCUGCAAUAUCGAGCUUCAAAAAAAAUUGCUGCCAAAGAUUUGGCUGCGGAAAUCGGUUGCCGCGGUAUUAGGUUUCCCUGGGAAAGUGCCUUUACAGGCUACGAAACAACACAACCCUGUUGCCCAGAAGUUGCCAAAUAUCAACAUCAUAUCACCGCAGACGUUUCUUUUGCCAUCAGGCAAUACUUGGCAGUUAAAGGACCAGAAGAUCCUUGGAUACAAGAUCACGGGUGUGAUUUGCUGUUGGACAUUGCAGAAUUUUGGAGCUCCAGGGUUGAAUUUAAUACUUCGACUCAAAAAUACGAUAUAAAUUAUGUAAUGGGACCAGAUGAGGAUCAUUUCAACAUCAAUAAUUCUGUAUACACAAAUGUGGCUGCUGGUUUGGCUUUGUAUUUGGGAGAGUACGCAAAAUGCAUUUGUGGACAUUUUUCUAAUUCCCAAAAUUAUGCAGAAAUUGCUAAACACCUAACACUACUAUACGACCAAAAAAAAAAUUAUCAUCCCGAGUUCCAAGGAUUUAAUCCACAAACCGAGAAAAUCAAACAGGCUGAUGUUGUACUUAUUGGAUAUCCUUUGCAGUAUCCAAUGGAAAGUUCUACAAGGAUGAACGAUUUGAAGAUAUAUGGACCAAUAACCAGAGACAGUGGACCAGCAAUGACCUGGGCAAUGCAUUCUAUAAACUAUUUGGAUUUAGGAAUGCACGAUGAAGCCAGAAAGAUGUUCCAGAAAUCCUAUCAGGAUUAUGUCAGGGAACCUUUCAAAGUUUGGAAUGAAAACAGAAGAGCAAACUCAGGCGAUGGUGCUGUUAAUUUCCUAACAGGAAUGGGAGGAUUUCUGCAAACCAUAAUAAAUGGUUAUGCAAUGAUCAGAAUCGAUUUGGAAGGAUUGCACUUUGGUAGAAACGUUGGUGGAGAUGGUUUGAAUAUGUUGCCUGAAAAUGUUACCGGGAUUUAUAUCAAUGGUUUAAAAUAUCAUGGUACGUCCUUUGAAAUUCGUGUAACGACUGGCUUUACAGUUAUUCGUGCAACCAAAGUUAACGAAAAUAAGCCUUUGAAGAUUUUGGAAUUGGAUAAGAGAUUCAAGCUGGUGAAACAGUUCGUAUAAUAAAACCGAU